Messenger RNA from Nylanderia fulva, 1489 nucleotides. NCBI's taxonomy places the organism in Eukaryota, Metazoa, Arthropoda, Insecta, Hymenoptera, Formicidae. The record is from RefSeq and is a predicted model, not a curated record.
AGAUUGGGCGGAAUUCAUAGAUGUUUCUUGAGUUUCAAGACAACCUUAAGCUAGUGCUUAAGAUCGUGAUAGUUUCAUGAACAUUUCUAAAGACCGAUUUUCAAACUGAAACUUGAGAUCAUGCUUAAUGAAGCAAAUUCUGUUUCAUAGUCAAAUCUUAAGUACGACUUAAAAUUAUUAGAUGCACAAUCAUGACUCAAACCAUAUCUUGAGCAGGUCUUAAUGAAGUCCAGUAAAUUGUAGACUUAAGACGGUUGUGAAAUAAAGUGCUGUAUAGGUUAUAUAAAAUAAAAUAGUAUUAUGGAAUUUAAUAUAUUGGGCCAGUUUGACAUUAACUUGUUUGAAAGUUCUGAUUCCUCUUCUGAUGAAGAAAAUGACGAAAAUGAAGAAAUUGGCAUAAUACGUGAAAAACGAUAUGUGCGAGAUGCAAUUAAUCCAUUUACAGCUUAUCGUGAACACGAAUUUCAUAUAAGAUAUAGAUUCUCAAAAAAUUCUGUUAUGCAUGGAUUAUUGCCUUUGGUUAUAAAUGGUUUAACAAAGCCUGAUAAUCGAGGUCUUCCUAUUGAACCAGUUAUUCAAUUGCUUAUUUGUUUAAGAUAUUAUGCUACCAGCAGUUUUCAAAAAGUAAACGGAGAUCUUAUGAAAUUACCACAACCAACAAUUAGUAGAAUUAUAUUUAGAGUAACUAUGAUAUUAGCAUCUUAUUUGAAUAGUCAUGUUAAAUUUGUGACACAUGAAGGAGCUAUACAAGAAAACCGCAGAUUAUUUAAAGAAUUAGGAUAUGGGAGAUUUGGAGCUAUUGGACUUCCUUACAUUGAUGGGGCAAUAGACUGCACACACAUUAGAUUAUUAAGUAAUAAUUUCGGGGGACUGGCUGAAAUGUAUAGAAAUAGAAAAGGAUAUUUCUCUUUAAAUGUCCAGGCUAUCGUGGGACCACGCAUGGAAUUUUUAGAUCUCGUCCCAGAAUGGCCAGGAAGGGAACACGAUAGCAGAAUUUUCCAAAAUUCUAGAAUUUUUAUGCGGUAUCAACAACGUGAAUUAACAGGAAUGAUAGUUGGAGAUUCUGGAUAUCCUGCUCUUACAUUUCUGUUAACACCAUUCAGAAAUCCUCAAAAUGAAGAGGAACAAAAAUAUAAUGAAAUUCAAUCAAGAACACGAAUGGUUGUUGAAAGAACUUUUGGAGUAUGGAAGAGACGAUUUCCUUGCUUAUCAAGAGGAUUGUCUUUAAAACUUGUAACAUGUACUGGAGUCGUAUCAGCGUGUGCAGUUUUACAUAAUUUAGCACUAUAUUUUAAAGAUGUGCUUCCAGAAGAACCAGAAGUUGAUGUAAUAAUUGAAGAUAAUGAAGAGCUUUAUUACAAUGAACUUCAGCAACCUGGAGAUGGUUUUAUUGUCAGGCAAAACAUAGUUCGAGAUUUAUUUCGUUAACCUUAAUGUAAUGAUAUUAAUUUUUAAUUUUAUGUUCCAUUCAUACAUUUUUUACGUUAUA